This is a messenger RNA of Pieris napi, 1935 nucleotides long. RefSeq names its product E3 ubiquitin-protein ligase NRDP1 (gene elgi). Gene Ontology annotation, molecular function: ubiquitin protein ligase activity; metal ion binding. Lineage: Eukaryota; Metazoa; Arthropoda; Insecta; Lepidoptera; Pieridae. The transcript is spliced from 7 exons. Gene Ontology annotation, biological process: regulation of canonical NF-kappaB signal transduction; tumor necrosis factor-mediated signaling pathway; positive regulation of JNK cascade. Gene Ontology annotation, cellular component: plasma membrane signaling receptor complex. The record is from RefSeq and is a predicted model, not a curated record. Bases 202 to 1152 code for a protein of 316 amino acids.
UUUUUUUAUUUUGUUGAUAUUUGUUCGUCAAAAAUAUCUGUGUCAAAAGUCGAGAAUUUGUCAGUUAGUAUUUCUUAAGAGCGGAGCUUCGAAUAACAAUGCAGUUAAUUAAAAACUAAGUUUACUUAAGAUUUGAAUUUUUAAAUAGUUUCGAUGCGAAUAGUUAGCUUGAAUGGUUGACAUAGUUGUGUGAAGUUAAAGAUGGGCUUUGAAAUCAAAAGAUUUCAAGGUGACGUCGACGAAGAACUAAUUUGUCCCAUUUGCUCAGGAGUUUUAGAAGAUCCCUUGCAGGCACCUACAUGUGAACAUGCGUUCUGCCGUGGUUGCAUUACACAGUGGAUAAGUCGUCAGCCAAAGUGCCCAGUGGACCGGCAGGCUGUCACUGCCAGUCAACUGAUACCAGUUCCAAGAAUCCUACGUAACCUACUUUCAAGACUUUGUACAAGCUGUGACAAUGCACCACAUGGUUGCAGUGCUGUUUUAAAACUGGACUCUCUUGCAUCACACUUAGUGGAAUGUGAAUUUAAUCCAAAGAGACCAAUGCCUUGUGAAACAGGGUGUGGAUUGGUUAUACCCAAAGAUGAAUUAGCUGAACACAAUUGUGUGAGAGAACUCCGAGCUCUUAUAACAUCACAGCAGGAAAAGCUAACAGAUUAUCAGCAAGAACUUGCUGAACAAAGACUUAUUAUUAAUGAACAUAAACGAGAGCUUGCUUUGUUAAAGGAUUUUAUGCGAGCGAUGCGCGUAACGAAUCCCACAAUGCGUGCACUUGCUGACCAAAUGGAACGUGAAGAAGUGGUACGCUGGGCCAACUCCCUAUCUCGAGCAAAGGUCACCCGUUGGGGCGGGAUGAUAUCUACACCAGAUGACGUCCUGCAGGUGAUGAUGAUAAAGAGAAGUUUAUCUGAAUCAGGAUGUCCACCCCACAUAAUCGAUGAUCUGAUGGAAAAUUGCCAUGAACGAAGGUGGCCACCUGGCCUAUCCUCAUUAGAAACUAGACAAAAUAAUAGAAGAUUGUAUGAUAAGUACGUUUGCAAAAGAGUCCCUGGAAAGCAAGCAGUGCUAGUGCUACAUUGUGAUAAUACUCAUGUCGAUGAACACAUGAUGAUUGAGCCUGGUCUUGUCAUGAUAUUUGCUCAUGGGAUUGAAUAGCAUCUCUUAACUGACUUAGUGGCAAGUGUUAUUAAAGACUUUAAAAUGACAGACGUUCAAAGAUUACAAAUUUAUCUAUGAUGAUUUUGUUUCUGGAAUUGAAAAGCAAGAAUCCAUGACAAAGUGCUGUGGUGUUAAAGCAGUAUACAAGUUAUUUGGCUUUUCAUGUUAAAAAAAUUAAGUGAUUACUGCCAGUGUUGCUACAUUUAAAUUUUUGAUUACAUAAAAGACAAUUUCGAUUACAAAUAAGGUGUAUGUAAAAAAUUAAAAACAUGAACAUUCCGACUUAUAGAAUUACUUACUUUACUUAAUAGACUGUAGUUAUUAAUAUCUCAAUACCGAAAGCGCCAAGCCAUUAUUGUUGUAAUGUCUUUAAAUUAUAAAUAGUAUUAUUAAUGUUGAGGGUAGAAAAGAGCAAUUGUAAGACUUAAUGCAGACAUUUUCACUUAUUUUUUAUUUAGAAGAAUUAAAAUGCCUAUUAACAAAAUUAAUUUCUAUGCAUGAUAAAUGAAAAAUGUUUCUAUAUUAUUAGAUAUGUUGGCUGCUUUCUAUAGAACUAAUAUUGUAUAAUAACGAGUGCUGUGUUGAUAGUUUAAAAUAUUAGAAUAGUUUCAUCUAAGAAGUUGUAAGAAAUUACAUUGCCUUUUAUUAAAAUGUAACACUGAUUUUAUCAACGAAAUACCUUCUAGUAAAACUAUGUUUGAUUAAUUCAUACUGAUUAUUUUGUGGAUAAAAUGUAUAUUUUUAGCUCGAUUUGCAGAAAAUAAUAUUCUAUUUCUAUAA